This is a messenger RNA of Xiphophorus hellerii (green swordtail), 3620 nucleotides long. It is a transcript of the gene cahz, whose product is annotated as carbonic anhydrase. Gene Ontology annotation, biological process: carbon dioxide transport; regulation of pH. The transcript is spliced from 7 exons. The record is from RefSeq and is a predicted model, not a curated record. NCBI's taxonomy places the organism in Eukaryota, Metazoa, Chordata, Actinopteri, Cyprinodontiformes, Poeciliidae. Bases 825 to 1415 code for a protein of 196 amino acids. Gene Ontology annotation, molecular function: zinc ion binding; carbonate dehydratase activity. Gene Ontology annotation, cellular component: cytoplasm.
UCCGUCUCUGAAGCGUCUGAAACUUCAGUAUGACCCCUCCAAUGCCAGGGGCAUUCUUAACAAUGGACACUCCUUCCAGGUGGACUUUGUGGACGACACAGACAGCUCCAAUAAGCAUGUCUGAUGAUGUAAGUGCUCAGUUAUCUCCUAACAGCCCUGGUUCUUUAUCUGAAGGUCAACAUGCAUGUUCAGCCCAUCAUCGUGACUCUUCAGUUUUACUCUGUGCUCCAGUAGUUGUCACAGAUAAACAGCUAUAAUCUGUCAUAAAAGCCAUAAAAAAAUUUAGUUUUGAACAUGCAGGCAACUUCAAAUAUCAAAUGAUCAACAUAAACAGAUGAGAAAAAUAUGAAAAAAUAUCCAAGAAUUUACCCUUAAUGUGUAGUUAACAAUUCUAUUUAUUUCAGUUUAUUUAUAAAGGAGACACUGGUAGACACAGAUGACACUGGCUCAGAUAAAGUCUAACUGGACUGCACAGUGGCACAGUUGGUAGCAUUGCUGCGUUGCAGCAAGAAGGUCCUGGGUUCGAUUCCUGGCCUGGGGUCUUUCUGCAUGGACAUGUUCUCCCUGUUAACCUGGUUCUCUCCUGGUACUCCGGCUUCGUCCCACAGUCCAAAAACAUGACUGUCAGGUUAAUUGGUCUCUCUAAAUUCUCCUAGGUGUGUGUGUGUGGGGGGCGUGUGCUUGCAUGGUUGUUUGUCCUUUUCUGUCUCUGUGUUGCCCUGCGACAGACUGGUGACCUGUCCAGGUGAUCCCGCCUCUUGCCCAAAAUGUCUUGCUGGAGAUAGGCAACAGCACCCCUCCCAACCCCACUAGGGACAAGGGUGAUGGAUGGAAGUCUAAAUGUAUCAUUUCCAGUUUUUCAUGCCCUGACUGGAGGUCCCAUCUCUGGAACAUACCGACUGAAGCAAUUUCAUUUCCACUGGGGAGGCAGUGAUGAUAGAGGCUCAGAGCACACUAUAAACAGCGUCAAGUUCCCUUGUGAGCUUCACCUGGUGCACUGGAAUACUAAAUAUCCCAGCUUUGGGGAGUCUGCUGACAAGCCUGAUGGACUGGCUGUGGUUGGAAUCUUCCUCAAAAUUGGUGCAGCCAACCCCCGGCUUCAGAAAGUUCUGGAUGCUUUGGACUCUAUUAAGACAAAGGGAAAGCAGACAACUUUCUCUAACUUUGAUGCAAGAACUCUUCUUCCUGGUUCUCUGGAUUAUUGGACUUAUGAUGGAUCUUUGACAACCCCACCCCUUUUGGAGAGCGUCACCUGGAUUGUCCUGAGGGAGCCUAUAAGUGUCAGCCCUGCUCAGAUGGCAAAGUUUCGAAACCUCCUGUUCACUGGAGAAGGAGAGGCAGCGUGCUGCAUGGUGGACAACUUCCGUCCUCCACAGCUCCUCAAGGGCCGUCAAGUCCGUGCUUCCUUUAAGUAAAUCUUAGUUAUACAGCAGGUAUGAAAAUUACUGAACACAUCACAAUUUUUCAUAGUAAACAUAUUUUAGCUAUUGACAUGGAACACCUGGUGUUACCAAUACUAGGUGUUGGUAACAACCCAUGUAAUCCAUACAUAGAAAAAAUAAAACAAAUCAGUUCAGAAAUUAAAUUAUGAGUAAUUAUAUAAAACGAAUUGGGCUAUUCUAGCAGUUUUAUGUUCUGUCUCUGCAGCUGGUUGAGAGCUUCCUUGUUUCUGUGUUUGGGAUCAUUGUCCUGCUGAAAUGUCCACCCUUUUUUCAUCUGGCAGCAGACUUUUCUCUAUAAUGUGUGUACACUUUACCAUUUAUCUUUCCAUCAAUUACAUGAAUUCUGCCAGUACCAUAUGCAGAAAAACAGACCCACAUAUUGAUGUUCCCACCUCCAACUUCACUGUCUGCCUGGUGUUUUUGGGGCAGUUCAUUUUGUCCUUUAAAUAUGGUGUUUGUUAUGGCAUCCAAAGAGUUCAAUAUUGCUCUUAUCUGACUACGUAGUCUGUGUUCUCCCAGUGUUUUACAGGCUUGUCCAAAUGUUGUUCAGCAAAUAUUAAACAAGCUUAAACUUGCUUCAACUCCAGAAAUGGAGCUUUGCGUGGUGAGCGUGCAUACAGGCCAUGGCUACAGAGUGCAUUGCUUAUCGUUUUCUGAAACAAUUCUACUUGCCAACUCUAUAUCUUUCUGAAGGGCCCAGCGUAGUUUGACCAAAGUCGGACUGUCAAUGUACAGUCAUGUGGUUUUCAGAUUUUCAUUUUUGCAAAGACCUUUUAUAAUCCACAAAACAAAUUGAGGCGAGCUUCCCUCCCACUGCAGAAUACGUCAUAAUGUCUUUUUUUUUUUUGUUGCCAUGUGUGUAAUUUAUAAUCGUAGUAACAGAGAGACAACUGUUACGAGUUCAAAAGUUCAGAGGCGGAGGGAAUAAUAUUUAACAGUCUGGAAAAUCAAUCUUUUUCCAUGUCAUUAAGAAAAUAAAAAGACAAAAGUUAGGCGUUGAUGAGCCAUUCUCCUGCUUCAACUGAGAGAAUGGGUAGUGUAAUAUUUCAGUAUGUACUUCCUCCUCCUCAUCAAACAAUUUCUCUCUGACUGAAAAAACAAUGCUCUGACUAUCUGUGAUACCCGACUAAAUUGCACAGAUAUUAGUUAGAUCAGCGGCCCAUGGAAAUUGUGUGGCAGUAUCCUGAAUGAAUAUACACACUCAUGAAAUUCAGACCAAUCACACAAUCUUUCAGAGAAGGGGCAAAAGGUUCACCAGGGGGGCGAACAGCAUAAGGAAGAGAACAAAAUGAUGCAAUUUUCUUCAUGCAACUGCAACAAGAAGAACUGUUUUCAGCAAUUUAGCUUCUAUAGACCAUCAGUUUGGACUGAACCAGCUGAUAUUCAUUUGCACUUAAAAGCUCAUUCAUUUGCAGGAUGUCUUUCUGAUCACUGAUGAAUUUCCAUGUAUUUGUCCACUUCCCUUUCUGUGUGUUCAAUACUUUUCCCUCUUAUUACUGCACAUAACUUAAUGUCUGAACUUGUUUGUUUUGGUUUCUUCUAUAUAUGGAUUACUUAAAUUGUUACAAACACCUGGUUAAAAAGUCAUAUUUACUAUGACAAAUUGUGAUGUGUUCAAUACAGCUGUAUUCCAAAGCGUCUUUAUACAAUAGCUUUCCAUUUCAUGUUCAUUCUUUGAACUAUUAAUACACAAAGACAGCUUUUUAAUUUACUGCUUGUCUCCAGCUACUUGAAACUUAAACCUUCUGCUUCAUUUUAUCUCUAGAAUGUUUUGCCUUCUUUUCCUCUGAGGAUGAAUAAAUGCCAUUCUUGUCUAACAACAAUUUGUAAUCUUUGAAACAUUAGAAUAUCUAACUAAUGCAUAAAUAAACGCACCCAUGAAAUUCAUGGGUGUGGUUGUUAUUUAAAAAAAUAUAAUCUUUGAAACUUUGGCUAUCUUUAUACUAAGAUUUACUGAGGUCUGAAGAAUAUGACCAAAUGAAUAACUAAAUAUUUUGUUAAUCUUUAACUUAUAAUUAUAUCCUGCCUGUUUGUGAAGUAUGUGGAGUUAUUUCAGAUUUGUUUGGUAAUAAAAUCCUGUGUGUGUUUUGUAGAAUGCUCUUUUCCAUGCUCGAGUGUUUUCUAGGAUUAUAUUCCACUCAUUAAAUUGCUAAAUAAAAGCCGGUAUUGAGAACCUCA